This is a messenger RNA of Paraphaeosphaeria sporulosa, 2790 nucleotides long. RefSeq lists its product as uncharacterized. Bases 344 to 2572 code for a protein of 742 amino acids. The record is from RefSeq and is a predicted model, not a curated record. Lineage: Eukaryota; Fungi; Ascomycota; Dothideomycetes; Pleosporales; Didymosphaeriaceae. The transcript is spliced from 6 exons.
CAUCGCACAUCUCACCCCGACUCCACGCGAGCCAGGCGCGCAUCCGCAGUCAGUCAGUCAGUCGGGUCGGUGAAACGAAACGCAUAUCGCACUCUACGCAGCCUCCCCCUCCGCGCCUUCCGCCUAGCAGCCGGCUGCUUCUUGCCUCAACCCCGGCGCUCCUUCCCACGCCGCACACACUGCCCGAGUCGUGGGCUGUCUGCUGCGUUCAGCCUUGCGACCAGCGAGCCUCCGCUGCGCCCUCGAUCAGGCGGCCGCUUGGGAGACCGCGAGGGCCAUACAAAGGGCUCUCAUCACGGCGCCGUCUCGCCGUGCACCAGCCCGAGGGGACGUGAACUGAGGGAUGGCCACCGCAACGCAGCUCAUGCCGUCUCCAACCACCAACGGCCUGAAGUCCUCGUUCAGCCCGUAUACCGACUCGCCCUCGUCGCCCGCGCCCUUCUCCCAUGUCUUCUCCAACAGAUCCUCGAAUGCGGACCAUCUGCAGCCCCCGCCGAGUCCCUAUCCCUCCACCGUGGACCCCUCGCCAGUCGACAGCAACGGAACCAGCGGAACUGAGAUCGAGGACGACGCGCAGGUAAACCAGCCCAGCGACGAUGAGGGCAGCGACAUCCACAUCAAGUCGCCGCUGGACGACAUCGUCAGUCCGGUGAGCCUCGAGAGCCAGGCCAAAGUACGCGCGGCUGCAGGAACGACCGACGCGGAUGCAGCUAACAGUGCGCAGCCCUCGCGCCUGAACACGUCGCUGCCUGUGCGGUUGCGCGCCGACUCCGACGAUGCGCCGCAGUCGGUCAUCCAUGCGCCCACCAACUUCAAAACAUUUAAUCGCUCGAGCGUGUCUGUGCCAUCGUCAAAUGAGACGGCCUCCGAUAACACUGCUGUGGUGUCUCCGCAAACACCAGAAGCAAACAUGAUCCCCGACGAGAAGCAUUCGUCUACUUAUACACAUCCAAUUGAUACCGCCGUCCCCUCCGCCGCCGCUCCAGACCGCUCUACUCCACGCGCCCAGACGCGUCAAGAGUACGAAGAGGAAGGCAAACGACGCAGUGCCCGGGUUAGCGUCAGCCUCGCAGACAUCGCCGAAACGGAAGACAUUGGCAUAUCGGAGACAGCCUCGAGUUCCACAUUCGACAAUGAGAGUCAGAAGGGAGACUUACAAAGCCCUAAAUCACCCCUCGCAUCCAUGGCAGCGGCCGCAAGCGCAGGCACUCAGACAAUGGGCGAAGUUCUACAUGGCAUCAACGAAACUGAAAAGGAAAUCGCUGCCCUCCGCAAUGCGUUGCACGAGUGCUGGACCCUGUGUAACACCCUAGCGAAGCUUAGCCAGACCCACCGCCAAAAGAUGUUCUACUACUCUGGCUCCCACGGCGAAGUGCAAGAACACGCCUGGAGAACUUGCUGGCGCCUUUGCCAGCGGCUAUACGAGAGUCGAGACGAGGAUCCCACCACUCAGAUUAAGCCAACCCUGGAACUUUGCCGCGACUUCUGCCAGGCGCUGUUCGAUGUGCGGCAGCGCGGCGAUGAAGCUUCGGACUCCGUGCUGCGAGUGAGCUUCGAACUCAACAACCAUCUUUACAAUGCCCACGACCGCAACCUGCCCGAGGCUUUUCAAGAACGCACGCUCGAAUUCUACCUUACGCUGUGUCAUAGACUGAUGAAGCAACGAACAUCCCUUCCCGAGGAAACCGAUGCAUUGCUACAUGCUUGCUGGUCACUGGCUGAGAUGCUUUUUAGCAUCCGUCAAAACAGUCGCGACAACAAGCCGGCCGACGAGGAGAUCUUUGGAUCUGCGAUCCAAGCGUGCUGGGAGUUGUGUGACCUCUUCCGAGAAGGGUGGACACAGGUACGGCCGGAGCGUGGAACACCCCGCCCAUCGCAGUACACGUUCACGGCCGCCCCCGCCUCUGUGUCACACUCACAGACCACCUACUCGGACACAUCGGGGCGUUCUUCUAGCCUCAACGAAUCAUAUCAUUCCGCGGUGUCGAUGCGGAAACAGCUCCUCAUGCACCCUGAGACGCCCACCACAAUAUUUGACGAACGAGAAGAAUUUUCGCCUGCAGAAGAACCCAACGUUCCGAACAUCUUGAUCCUAGGCCCGGAAGCUGGGCAAACGCGAACACAUGAUCGUUGGUCAUCUUCUUCCUCGAAUCUCUCUACGUAUUCGGACGCGUCCCAGUCCAUCCACAGCUCCUCUACAGCAACAGCGGGUCGUGAAGACCCUAACCUCAUUCGAUUAAAAGGCCUCAUUGUCAAAGCCGCACUUAAUACUGGAUACUCACGGCAAACGCCCUUGCCUGACUUCAUUCGGACUCUGCCUUCGAACAGCUUCGGAAAUCUGCCAUGGCAAAGCGCUCUUUUCGAGCACUACAAGCACCUCGUGCUUACAGAUCCCACUCUACGCAACAUCCACACGCAGCCUCUUCGCAGGCUCACUGCAAGUGAGAUCGGAAGGGCAGUCCAGUGGAUGGCGCGAAGCAAGAGUUUCAGCUGGAUGUCAGACCUCUAUCGAUUCGUGUUUGGUGCCUUUCCAGAAGAUGCUGGGCAACGCAACCUUAUUAUUAAUGCGUAACGUGUAACGCAGCGCAGCAUCUUUGUGUUAUUCUCGGUUUGACUUUUUGACAUUGUCAGAGGGGCUGGUUAUUUGUGUUUGACAUUCUGUGCGAUAUACCCCAUUUUACAUUCUUUCAGGCGCGCGGGAACCUUCGGACUAGUGUAUAGCCGAGGCAUGCGUCGCCUUGCAUUUGUAUAUAUGAUGACCUUUAUAUAUGUGAUGAACACGCAGAGGCU